CACAAAUGCAACUUAUAUCACACAAGUUAAGUAGGAAUAAUAGAUCGACAUAUAUAUGGCAGUUUAAUUAAGUAUCUUGUAUAGAUUUUGGCAAAUUACGCCAGUCUGAUUCUUAUGCAGUAAUCAAGSCAUGAAGAAGUACUUCUGUCAAUAUACGUCAUAAGCGGCAAAGCGAAAGUUCACAAUAACAUUGUAAAGAAGUCUGAAAAACAAGUUCUAAAGCUUUGCACACAGCGUUGACUUGACUACGACGGAUGAAAAUGACUCUAUGAAAUCCACUCUACUGAAAAAUCGUUUUCAUAUAGGAAGGCAAGAUGGCGGGCGGCCGUCGAGUGCAGCCAAGACGAGCACACCAGCCAGAACAGGGCCCAUCACGAUGCAUUCAGUAUACACUGAUAAUACUCAACAUGUUGUUUUGGCUGUUGUCGAUAUUAAUUAUAGCAAUCGGAGCCUACAUCAUCGUCGAAUCCAAAGACCACUUCAAAAACAUGGCAGACUUAAAAUUCCAGCCAUCGAUUUUUAUACUCAUUGCUGGUGGCAUCAUCUUCAUAAUCACUUUCAUUGGAUGCAUUGGAGCCGUGCGUGAAAACACAACACUCCUACGUUUGUACAUAGGGAUAAUAUUGGCCAUUAUACUAAUCGUAAUCGCGUGUGCUGUUUUGGCGUUUGUAUUCCGCGAUAAGCUCGAGACAACGAUAUCUAAAAAGGUGAAGAGUAUCAUACCUGUAUACAGAGCGGCUGGGGAUAAGUAUCUUGAUUUGCAGAACAUCAUUGAUGCUGUGCAGACCGAUUGGGAGUGCUGUGGAGCGGAAUCUUAUCAAGACUGGGAGGCGAAUGUGUAUUUUAAUUGUAGCGCACCGCUUGGUUCAUCACGAAGAUGUGGAGUCCCUUUCUCUUGUUGUAAGAAAGACCUUCAAGAAAAUCGUCAGUGUGGUUUCGGUGCCCGUGAUCCCAAAUUAAAAGGACUUCAAAAGAUCAACGCUUUGAAAGCAAUCAAUACUUUCGGCUGCGUUCAACARGGGACUGUGUGGCUGACAAAUAACUGGGCGCUACUUGGAGGAAUAGCUAUUGGGAUAUUAGUGCUACAGCUAGUAUCAGUAUUCCUUGCCAGCAGACUCAGUGAUCAAAUUCGUGAAAUACGCGACAGACGUGGUUGAGCAAUACCGGGAUACCUGUACUUUUUGUAUUCAUUACUUUACUUACUUACCCCCAUCUUCCCUAGUGGGAAAUAGGGCCAUGCACCACAGGAAUCCCAAUUCAACUAAAAACCGAAAGGGAUAUUUUUUUAUAAAAUACAUAUAAUGUACAAUAGACUUUUUAUGAUAGGCAUAAGAGGUCAUAAAUGGGACGUCACGUGAAAAGAACAAUUACGUAGUGCAUCAUGGUUGUGUUUCGCAAAUUUUCUAUUGCUGAAUAUUGAAGAUGGKRAGGAUGGGAACGUUUCCCAUAUUACCUCCUUCAAGUCCAGUGAUGCCUUGCGCGCGAGAACGACUGAGGACGAAUCAGUAUAGCUCAAAGCUAGGCCCGGUUCAUACGUCGAGCUAGCGUCGCGCCGAACUUAACCAAAUAGUUUGAAUUUAGCACAUCAUGAUAGCUCGAAGUUUCAAUUGAGUUCGGCGCGACGUGGCACGGCAGCGCCAGUCGUGUUGCACGGCAAAAGCUCGAUUCAAGUACAGGCGCCGGGAACAGCCUCAUUCCUAGGAUAGAAAACAAUAGAAUAAAGAAUUUGCACAUAGAUUCGAGGCAAUUUCCAGCUUGUACAAGGAAUUUUGAGAAAUAUAUUUUGUCAAUACUGCAUAUAGUGUAUUACCGCUGAAAAGGAUUCCUGCUAUUAUUGGACUUCUCGCUAAGAACGCAUUUACUGACAAAAUGCAAAAAUUCUAAACUAAAUUGCACACUGCUUUCAACCUAAGUUCUCCAUGUAUAUUAUCCAAACUUUAGUAUUCUUUGUAACACCAAUAAUUUAUAAGAAAAAAUAAAACACCGUCAACGAA
This is a messenger RNA of Exaiptasia diaphana, 1994 nucleotides long. RefSeq names its product tetraspanin-33. NCBI's taxonomy places the organism in Eukaryota, Metazoa, Cnidaria, Anthozoa, Actiniaria, Aiptasiidae. The record is from RefSeq and is a predicted model, not a curated record. Bases 315 to 1157 code for a protein of 280 amino acids. Gene Ontology annotation, cellular component: membrane. The transcript is spliced from 3 exons.